Brenthis ino (lesser marbled fritillary) is the source of this 1083-nucleotide messenger RNA. The record is from the annotation of a GenBank genome assembly. Lineage: Eukaryota; Metazoa; Arthropoda; Insecta; Lepidoptera; Nymphalidae.
AUGAAACUUUAUAAAAUAACAACAGGGAGGCCCCUGUCAUAUGUAAAACAAAGAGACACAAAAUAUAUAUUACAGUGGACUAGAAGAUAUAGUGCACCAUUCGAUAUGAUGGGAGAAGCGAACUAUGCCUUUGUUGAAAAUAAAUGUAAUUACACGAACUGUUACGUAACCAAUGACGUCGAAUUCUUUGCGAAAGUAACUGAUUUUGAUGCGAUCGCCUUUAAUGGACGUGAUGUUAUACACCUGUGGCCCUUCCAAAUGCCUGCAGAAAGAUCGCCGAAGCAGAAAUACAUAUUUGGUGCGAUGGAAUCACCAGAUAAUUUUCCCGCCUGCUACUGGAUGCUAGAUGGAUUAUUCAAUUGGACUUGGACUUACAAACUCGACUCAGAUUUUCGGUGGGGAUAUAUUACGAUUUAUGAUCUAGAUGACAACGUUGUGGGGCCGGCGAUAAAUAUGAAGUGGCCAAAAAAGUUAAAACCUAUUAAUCAAGAUUUGAAGGAUAAAUUAUCCACUAAAUCCAAAGCUGCAGCUUGGUUUGUAUCGCACUGCCAUACUAAAAGUAGGAGAGAGGAUUUUGUGACAGAAUUACAAAGAGAACUAAAUGCGUAUGGUUGGACAGUCGAUAUAUAUGGAUGGUGUGGUUCAUACAGUUGUCCAAAAUAUAAUGCUAACUCUUGUUUUCAACUGGUCGAAGAGAAAUAUUACUUCUAUUUGUCUUUGGAGAACUCCUUUUCUGAAGAUUACGUGACGGAAAAACUUCUGACAGCGUUGAACAAUUACGCUGUGCCUGUUGUUUACGGCGCAGCCAACUACACAAGAUUUUUACCACCAGGAAGCUAUCUAGACGGAAGGGAGUUGGGACCAAAGAAGCUAGCACAACAAAUGAGCGAAAUAAUUAGCAACAAGAGUUUGUACUACGACUUCUUCCGUUGGAGAAACCAUUAUAAAUAUAAGGAAACUUCAUCCACAGAAGAUAUUUGUAAAUUGUGUGAAAUGAUGAAUAAUGAAGAGAAGAUGGCGGAAGUGACUGUAUGGAAUGACUUUAGGAAAUGGUGGAAUGGCGCUAGAUAUAAAGAGAAUUGU